Molecule: messenger RNA, 1642 nt
Organism: Felis catus (domestic cat)
Lineage: Eukaryota; Metazoa; Chordata; Mammalia; Carnivora; Felidae
Gene: RAX
Product: retina and anterior neural fold homeobox
Exons: 3
Coding region: 210-1244 (344 amino acids)
Biological process (GO): positive regulation of transcription by RNA polymerase II
Molecular function (GO): DNA-binding transcription factor activity, RNA polymerase II-specific; RNA polymerase II cis-regulatory region sequence-specific DNA binding
Source: RefSeq, a predicted model, not a curated record
ACCCCGGCGGCCGCCGGCCGAGCGCUCGCCCGCCUCCAGCGCGCGCAGCCGGGGCCCGCGUCGCCCGCCGAGCUUGACCUUGGGUCGGGCCCCCGCGGGUGGGACCGCCGUGCCCGGGAAGCGGCGACUUCGAGCCUCUUCUCUCGGUCUCCCGAGCAGGCUGCGCUGCGAGAGCGCGGGCCGCGCCCUCCCGCCUCCUGGCGCUCCCCAUGCACCUGCCCGGCUGCGCCCCCGCCAUGGCCGACGGCAGCUUCUCGCUGGCCGGCCACCUGCUCCGCAGCCCGGGAGGGAGCACCUCGCGGCUGCACAGCAUCGAGGCUAUCCUGGGAUUUACCAAGGACGACGGGAUCCUCGGUUCCUUCUCGGCGGAGCCGGGCGCUCGGGGAGCGAAGGAGCGGGAUAGGAGGCCCGGCGCGCGGGCCGCUUGCCCCAAGGCGCCGGGGGGAGGCGCCGAGCCCUCCGCGCAGCCUGCCCCGGUGCCCGCUCCCGAGUACGAAGCCCCUCGACCCUAUUGCCCCAAGGAGCCUGGGGAGGCGCGGCCGAGCCCAGGGCUGCCGAUCGGUCCCGCCACCAGCGACGCGAAGCUGUCGGACGAGGAGCAGCCCAAGAAGAAGCACCGGAGGAACCGCACGACCUUCACCACGUACCAGCUGCACGAGCUGGAGCGCGCGUUCGAGAAGUCUCACUACCCCGACGUGUACAGCCGCGAGGAGCUGGCGGGCAAGGUCAACCUACCCGAAGUCCGGGUCCAGGUGUGGUUCCAGAACCGACGGGCCAAGUGGCGGCGGCAGGAGAAGCUGGAGGUGUCGUCCAUGAAGCUGCAAGACUCGCCCCUCCUGUCCUUCAGCCGCUCGCCGCCCUCGGCGGCCCUGGCGCCCCUCGGGACGGGCCCGGGCGGCGGCGGCGGGCCGGCGGGGGGCGCCCUGCCGCUCGAGUCGUGGCUCGGGUCGCCGCUGCCGGGCGGGGGCGCCACGGCGCUGCAGAGCCUGCCGGGCUUCGGGCCGCCGGCGCAGAGCCUGCCCGCCAGCUACACGCCGCCGCCGCCGCCCUUCCUCAACUCCCCGCCGCUGGGCCCCGGCCUGCAGCCUCUCGGGCCGCCGCCGCCCGCCUACCCGUGCGCGCCCGGCUUCGGGGACAAGUUCCCGCUGGACGAGGCGGACCCGCGCAACAGCAGCAUCGCGGCCCUGCGCCUCAAGGCCAAGGAGCACAUCCAGGCCAUCGGGAAGCCGUGGCAGGCCCUCUAGGGCCACCGGGGACCACAUCGGGCCGGACCACCGCCCCGGGAGCCGCCCCGGAGCCGCACGCGCGCCUCCCUCCCUCCUUGGGGCCCCCCACUGUCACUCUCCCGAGCCGUCUGAAGCUGCAGCCGGGCGGGGCUCUAGGACGCGCGCGUCUGUCCCCGGCGCGCCGGGGAGGGCUGACCACCCGGCCUGCCGAGGCCCUCCGGCCACCCCGGCCCUGGUGCCGGAGGGGGAGAGGCGGCCGGGCCCCUCGGGGUUCAGCCUGACCUCGGCGUGGCUAUCCCCCAGAAAACGACAGCUGGGAGGACGGGGAGGCCGAGAAAUAGAGUUCGAGGGACUGUUUGUACGCGUAGUUUGAAGUCCUGGGGAGGAGAAUUAAAGGUUGCCUUGUUUUGGUUUGA